UGUCACUAGUCAUUACACAGAAAAGCAAUGGAGGAGUCAAACAAGAACAAGAAGAAGAACAACAAAAGGGGUCAUGGGUCUGGCUCCAGGCUGCUUCGGAUGAAGGUAAGGAAGCUCCAAAUACUGAUACCAGGUGGGAGAAGAUGCAACCAUCCGGAUCUGCUUUUAUCAAAAACCGUCGACUAUAUUGUCCAUUUGAAGUUGAAGAUUAGGUUCUUUAAAGCACUCUCAGAUAUGUACUCUCUUUGAAGAUACUACCACUCUUCUCCUUCUUCCUCCUCUCCUCAUUGUCAUUUAAGCUAUGGUGUGUAAGUUUGUUUUCCGUGUAUGGAUUAUGAUUUGUUGUUUGCUUAAUGUUGUAUUUUCCCUUAUAUGUAUUGGUUGACUAUUUUUAUAUAUGUUUAUCCGAAAAUUUGUAAGAAAAUUCACUAGUUUGAUAAUUCUACAAUAUGUAUUGUGAACUUCUUGGUUUUAUCCAUUACAAGGCCUUCCUAUAAUAAUGGUUAAUAUUUGAUGUUAUAAAGUACAUUCAUAUUAUCUACAUUUACACACAUUAAGUUUAUGAUACU
This is a messenger RNA of Eruca vesicaria subsp. sativa (arugula), 569 nucleotides long. NCBI's taxonomy places the organism in Eukaryota, Viridiplantae, Streptophyta, Magnoliopsida, Brassicales, Brassicaceae. The record is from the annotation of a GenBank genome assembly.